Lobosporangium transversale is the source of this 1119-nucleotide messenger RNA. RefSeq lists its product as hypothetical. Bases 1 to 1119 code for a protein of 372 amino acids. The record is from RefSeq and is a predicted model, not a curated record. Lineage: Eukaryota; Fungi; Mortierellomycota; Mortierellomycetes; Mortierellales; Mortierellaceae. The transcript has 4 exons.
AUGAGGCACACUGCAUUGGGACAUGAGGUGGAAAAUUCAGAACCGAUUACGAGAAACUUGGAUAUCUGCGCUGUUUCUGCUACUUUACCGUCUCAGUUUCUAUCGAAUGUCAAUGGUAAUACGUUUCAAAGAACCCUUACGUGGUCAAAGCUGUAUGGUUAUCUUGGCAACCUAUCAUCAAUUAUCCAGCGCCUUGAUCGGGCAGCACGCAGCCCGGCACUUCGGGACGAAGGAAUAUUGCUUACCACAGCCAGAGCUCCAGGGAGAGCCGAAGACGACAUCAAGGACUAUGUCCAUGCUCAGAGUUGUCGUCGAAUAUUUUUAAAUGGAUUUUUCGGCAAUGAUUACAAUGAUAUUGAGAACUGCUGUGAUAAUUGUGAUCCCGAUACACAAGAGUCUUCACCACCACUGGAGACCACAUUAGACAUGAAGAUGGUCGACGUAGAACCUAGUAAGCAAUCAACCGACAUAGAACCUGGCGAGCAGUACCUGAAAAAGAGGGAUACUAUCAUGUCGGACGACAGGAUCAAGAAGCUUGCUAGCAAGAGUGUUGGUAUUAUGACACCAGAAUCGAUUUUUGUUGCUACUGGUUGGCUGUUUCCUAGGACUGAAUACGCACUGGCAUUGUGCAAAAUAAUAGUAGAUUUGAACGCAGACACCGUAUUAAAGAGGCAGGCAACAAGUGGUCGAUUAUCACCCGAGGAACAAAAUUCCCAAGCACUGCAACGGCAAAUGACGUACCUACGCCAGACUAGGCACUUUAAUUAUAUAACAUCAAAGGAUGUACAACCGCUUCAGCACUUUUUAAAGUCACAGGUAGAUUAUAAGGCAUUGCCUCAAAGAUCAGAGCCGCAUCGGCGGCUUGUGCAAGUAUGUAGAGAUAUGGUUGUGGCACGCGUAGGAAGGGAUCUUAUAGCAGUAGAACAAGGGGAGUUACGGUGUUGGCAAGAGCACCAUUUCUUCAAUAGCUCGGAGGAGGGUGAAGUAUUGUGGACAGAGCUCCUAAGAAAGUACUGGAGAAUGAGUUGGUGCGGGUAUUGCUGGUACAUCCGCCAUUGUAACAGCUACUACCGAGGCCACCAUCAUAGUAGUAGCCUUGCUGGGGGCAAGAAUCAGUGA